Messenger RNA from Ficedula albicollis (Collared flycatcher), 1167 nucleotides. It is a transcript of the gene CCDC15, whose product is annotated as coiled-coil domain containing 15. The record is from RefSeq and is a predicted model, not a curated record. Gene Ontology annotation, cellular component: centrosome. Bases 1 to 912 code for a protein of 303 amino acids. The transcript has 8 exons. Lineage: Eukaryota; Metazoa; Chordata; Aves; Passeriformes; Muscicapidae.
AUGGGAUGCAUUCCAGUUGAACUCAGCAGGGCAGUGCAGCAGGUGCGGCGCAGGCUGGCGUCCCGCAGGACCGUGUCCCCCGGCGCCUGCAGGCAGGAGAAACCAGACCCCUGCCUGGGAGCUGUGGUGCCCAUGGAGGAGAGUGAGGAGCUGCUGCUGGCAGGACACCACGAUCUGCCUGCUGAGCUGCUGCAGCAGGGCACAGCUGCAAAUGGCACUGGGCAGCAUGAUGACUUCUACAUCAAAAUUGAAAUGGAAAAAGUCUGUGAUGGGUCAGUGGAGGACUCGAGCCUGCCUGGGCCUCCUGGGAGGCCACACAGUGAAUACCAACCUCCCCUCAAACUCUGGGCUGGUGUUGACCAAGAGGAAACCAGGAAGCAGCGGCAGAGCGAGUUCCUGCGGUGCCGGCGCCUCUUCAUGGCCCUGGAGCGGCAGCGAGUGAGGGAGCAGCAGCGGCAGCGAGACAGGCAGCACAGAGUUGCCCAGAUUAAGAGGCAGAAGGAGAAUCAGCGCCGGGCAGAGGAGCAGAGGAUGCGAGACAUGGCUGAGCUGCAGGAGCCCUCCCCAGGAAAGGGAGCCUGGGAAGCUCUGGCUCAGCUGCAGCUGGAGGAGAGGAGAGUGAGGGACAGACAGCAGCGGGACAAGGAGCACAUCAGGUAUGUUGAAGCUCUGAGAGCCCAGAUGAGAGAGAAAGUCAAAUUCUGUAACAUCGACUUGCCCCCACUGUGUUCCUGUGGGUCUGAUUUCUGGGAUUCCCACCCGGAUACCUGUGCCAAUAACUGCGUCUUCUACAAAAACCACAAAGCCUACAGCCAGGUGCUGCACUCGGUGAUCUCCUCCUUCGCCCACGCAGCCGCCCGGCCUCUGCAGGAGCUGGCUGCUCUGUGUGCUCGUGCGGGGAAGCGUCUGUGAGCAGGGCAGCUCGGUGUCCCCGUGCCUGCUGGGAGAGGGAGGGGGCUGGGCCGGGUCCUGCCUGCCCCUCCACGCCAGCUGCCAGGACGCUGUCACCUUUGCUCUCACAGCACCGUCUGUGCUGUGCCUCUCCCACUCUGCCCCAGGUGUGCAGUCGGCCAGGGCGAUGGUCGAGGUGAACGAGACAAUUGCUCUGUGGGGUUGGUUUAUGGCAGGCACUUGCAUUCCAGCAUUUGACUGUGGAAUAAACUGUUU